CUAUCCAUCCACCUAUCCAUCCACCUAUCCAUCCACCUAUCCAUCCACCUAUCCAUCCAUCCAUCCAUCCACUCGCUCCAUUAUAUUCAUUUGUCCACCCCAUAUACCGUUAUAUCAAUUAUAUUAUAUCACACUCUAUCACAAUGUCCGUCCUCUCCAUCGCACAUGUAAACCUCACCGUCCCCGCUGGAACCUUGGCCCAAGCCAAUGAAUUCUACGGCACGACAUUAGGAUUGACACCACGACCAGUUCCACAUCUCCAACGUGAUUCACUGGCUUGGUUCGACAUCGGUGAUAGCGGUCAACAAGUCCACAUUGCGUUUGGCGAUGUCAAGGAAUUAGAGGAUAAUUUGCCAAAGGGUGAAACCGGUGAGGAUAAGGCUUGGACUGGAACGAGAAGACAUCCAUGUUUUAAAGUCGGGAGUGGAGAGGAAUUAUUGAAGCUUCGAAAACGAAUCCACGAUCACUAUGUCGCCGGCGGACCCGGUGCUCCUUCUGCAGCUGAUGCACCAGGACAAGAAGAUUCCGGCGCCAAAGGCAUCGAGUAUCCCCAGCGAUUCUUUGCGAGAGAUUAUGCUGGGAAUAGGCUGGAAUUUAGUCUUUAGUUCCAGAACAUGGUCUCGCGCGUUGUGGUAAAUACUAUAUCUGUACAGAUGUGCACGUCAAAACUGAAUAGGUAUCUGAGAUCAUUGAAGCAUCCACUUAACAACGUCCUUGAUAAAAGUGAUAUCCUUUGUUGAUACGUAUGGUAAUGUCUCAACAAAAUACAACCAUCAUCC
This is a messenger RNA of Exophiala mesophila, 779 nucleotides long. RefSeq lists its product as uncharacterized. The record is from RefSeq and is a predicted model, not a curated record. Bases 144 to 605 code for a protein of 153 amino acids. NCBI's taxonomy places the organism in Eukaryota, Fungi, Ascomycota, Eurotiomycetes, Chaetothyriales, Herpotrichiellaceae. The transcript is spliced from 3 exons.